AGCGAGGCCAGGGAUUGAACCCGUAUCUUCAUGAAUAUCAGUCAGGUUCAUUUCUGCUGAGCCACAGUGGAAACUCCCACACUGAUACUUUUAAUCCUAGUCCCUCCCUAUGCAUUUCUUUUCUGAAUUUUUCCAUUUAAUCUUUGCAACUUCUUUCUCCCCCAGUGAAGACCCGAUUCCUAAUAAUAUCAACACAGUUGCUACUUCACUCAGUCCCACAAUACACAUGAUAGUUUCAGAAUCACUACACCCAUACCCCUCGUGAAAACAAAUGUACUGAACCAAGUUAAAAAAAAUUUUUUUGUAGUUCCCUUUGUCUCUAGAGUGAGUACCAUGUCCAAAAGUUGCAUAAGCUGGUUCUUUUCUAUUUUUGUGUAGUUAUGAUUUUCAUUUGAAAUACAGUUCAACUCAUUUGUUUUCUAUUUAUAUUCCAUCUUAAAGCUUUUUUGCUCCAUUAGUGUGGAUUUAAUUUUUUGUUGAAUACAGAAAGCUUUAACUGUUUAAAAACUAUAUGAAGAGGAAUACAAAACGCUAUCAUCUCCUCCUCUCUUCAACUUCAGUUCCAUCCACCUCCACAGAUAACCAAUUUGAUGAUUCCUGGUUUUUCUUUCCUUUUGCAAAAUGGAGGCAGAUAUGUGGACAUUUUAUCCCCACUUCUUUAUUAUACACAAAGUAACAUACUGCAUGCAUUGUUUUGAAUUUCCCCCUCAGCUUAACAGCAUGUCUUGGAAAUCACCCCACUCCACUCACAGGGAUCACUCCAUUCUUUUUCAUAGAUGUGUAGUACUCCACCAUGGGGUGCAAUGUAAUGCACCAGCUUCUCUCCUGCGUACAGACAUCUGGGUUGCUUCCAAUGUUUUGCAUUGACAAUGAAUAGCCUUCUGCAUACUUACUUGUGUAUGGUUAGAGCUAUGUCUUCAGGACAAAUUUCUAGAGAGGGGACUGCUUUUCUAUAGCUUGGGGAUAAUCAUAAGCUUAUGUAAGGUUUAAUGCACAUAUGGCCUUUCACCCAGGCAGCAGGUUAUUCAUAGCAGAAGGUCACUGUUGGACAGCUUGGUCUCAAAUUAGUCAAACUGUGCUCUCUCAUAGCAUUUUAGUCUAGUUCUGAAUUUGCUCUCCCAGCCUGGAAUCAGGGCUCUGUUUGGGGUCAGGUCUCAGCCAGGGUCAGGUGUCAGCAGUCAUGGUUGGAGUCAGCCCAUGGUCAAGGGCUCAGCCAAGGUCAAGGUUCAGCCUGGGAUCAGGGCUCAGUUCAGGGUCCAGGCUCAGAAGAUGCAGUGUUUGCUGUGGAUGUGCCUGGAUCCGUGGCCUCUUGUGAGCCCAAGACUGGGGCUCCCUAGGCCUACUGCACACUCACCCUACCCCCUCGCCACACACUCCAGCCACUUUUACUUCCCCUCCCCCCACACCCUCCCCCCUUCUGAUCUGUUUAUGCUUGGUUACCUCCAGUGAUGGGACAUUGCUGCCUCCCAGGACAGCCCCUCCCUCUAAGCCUCCCUGUAACUGUCCUGCUCCUAGAGCUGAACAGUGAACUCAGGGAGGGAUUGCUGGGCUGUUCUGAGCCCCUGGCCCCCUGCCCACUCAACACACAUGGAAGAUACCUGAGCCCCUCAGAUACCUAUGCCUCCCCCUUCAGACACUGGUCAGGGCUAAGCCUCCUCCCUCAGGCUCCCCAAGCAUCGCUCUACACAUCAACCCCCACUUCCUCUCCUCCACCUGGUGCCCCCACCACUGUCCUCAACCAUCUCAGGUUGAGUCAGCCUGAGCCUGGGUCAGAUGGCUGAGCAGUGGGGGCAGGAGGAGCUCCCCACUUCUCCAGUGACCCCUCCCCCUCCAGAGGUGAGCUGCUGCCCUGGGUGGAGGUCCUGUGCAGCUCUGCUCCUAGGAAGGCCAGCUCAGGGGCAGGAGAGGCAACAGAAAACCCCAGAAACCAAGACCGGGCAAGGCAGGCGGCUCCACCCUGCCUGGGGCGAGCCACCCCGGGCCUCAGUCUGCCCCGCGGGACCGUGAUGAACACCACGGAGGCCCCGGCUGAGGCCCCCGAAUCCUGCCAACAGCUGGCGGCUGGCGGGCACAGCCGGCUCAUCAUCCUGCACUACAACCACUCGGGCCGGCUGGCAGGGCGGGGCGGGCCGGAGGAGGGCGGCCUGGGGCUGCUGCGCGGGCUCUUCGUGGCGGUCAGCUGCCUGGUGGUGCUGGAGAACCUGCUGGUGCUGGUGGCCAUCGCCAGCCGCAUGAGGUCACGGCGCUGGGUCUACUACUGCUUGGUGAACAUCACGCUCAGUGACCUGCUCACCGGCGCUGCAUACCUGGCCAAUGUCCUGCUGUCGGGGGCCCAUACCUUCCGCCUGGCGCCGGCCCAGUGGUUCCUGCGCGAGGGCCUGCUCUUCAUGGCGCUGGCCGCCUCCACCUUCAGCCUGCUCUUCACAGCCGGCGAGCGCUUUGCCACCAUGGUGCGGCCGGUGGCCGAGAGCGGGGCCACCAAGAGGGGCCGCGUGUGCAGCUUCAUCGGGCUGUGCUGGCUGCUGGCCACCCUGCUGGGCCUGCUGCCCCUACUGGGCUGGAACUGCGUGUGCGCCUUCCAGCGCUGCUCCAGCCUGCUCCCGCUCUACUCCAAGGACUACAUUCUCUUCUGCGUGGUGGUCUUCGCCUGCAUCCUGGCCACCAUCACGGUGCUCUACGGAGCCAUCUUCCGGGUGGUGCGGGCCAACGGGCAGAAGGCCAUGCGCGCCCCCGCCCGCCGCAAGGCCCGCUCGCUGCUCAACACGGUGCUCAUGAUCCUGGUGGCCUUCGUGGUGUGCUGGGGCCCGCUCUUCGGCCUGCUGCUGGCCGACAUCUUCGGCUCCAACGUCUGGGCCCAGGAGUACCUGCGGGGCAUGGAGUGGAUUCUGACGCUGGCUGUGCUCAACUCAGGCAUCAACCCGCUCAUCUACUCUUUCCGCAGCCGGGACGUGCGCCGGGCUGUGCUGAGCUUCCUCUGUUGCCCGUGUCUACGGCUCGGCCUGCGAGGACCUGGGGACUGCCUGGCGCAGGCGGCGGAGGCUCAAUCUGGAGCCUCCAACACCGACAGCUCGCUGAGGCCAAGGGACAGCUUUCGCGGCUCACGCUCGCUCAGCUUCCGGAUGCGGGAGCCUCUGUCCAGCAUCUCCAGCGUGCGGAGCGUCUGAGCCCAUGGCUGGGGCGGUGGUCCAUCCACGCGGUGCGCGCUGGCGCGCGGGGGAGCUGCAGGCGGCCCGCCUGCCGCGUGGAGAUGAAGGAAUUGGGCAACUGGGAACGUGCAUUCCAGGGCCCCGUGGUCUUCCCCGAAGCCUCCUGCAGCUGCUGAUGCAGAGCUCGUUUCCCACAGUUUGCUGGGAGCGAGAGGCAACUGCUCUUUGGAACCAAGAGCUUCCUGGAAUGGGGUUGAAUGAGGUUGUUGUGUAUGGCGCCCCUCCCCCCGCGUUCCUGCCCCCGUGUGAUUCUGAGGCAGUUCCAACCCCUCUCUGGGCCUUAGUGGGGCUCCCAGGCUGCAAGGACUGGGCCAUGGGGUCCAUGCCCAGACAAAACAGAAGGUCAAUGAGAGGAUGAGAUGUUGAAGCUUCUCCUUAAUCACAGGUGGCACCCAGGUGACGGGAUGAGGGCUGUGGUUCUGCUUGAGCUGUGUCGGGGGCCCAGGAGGGCCAUGAGUCCGUGUGCUUGGGAAGUGUGGUUGUGACAGAAAGUGGUGGACUAUGGGGGGGGGGAUGUAUGUGUGUGUGUGAGAGAGGCUGAGGGCGGAACAAGCUGUGCCUAUGGGUAUGUGCUCAUGUGCCCGUGUGUGCACAGACAUAGCUUGCCAUACACAUGUGUGUGACCAAUCCACUCUGUUGGUGUGUGGUGAGUGUUUCUGGAGGCUGCCAGGCAGUGGGGAGGAGGGGGCUGUGACAUUGACACCCGCCCCUUCUCGCUCACUUCCCCUUUCCCUGCCUUAUGUCUCAUCUUAGGUUCCAGGCAGCCUCCUUCCCCCACCUCUGGCCUCUGCAUCUUUUGGGCCUCAGCCUGGGGGCCAGCAGAGGGGGAGCUGCCUGGCCCUCCUGGCCUCAUUCAGGGAAUCUCACCCACACCUGUAGAGUUCCCUUUAGCACUAACUGCCUCACCCUUCCCCAUCUGUAAAAUGGGCUGAUAGGGGACAGACCCCCCCCACCACAGGAGGCUGUCAGUUACUCGUUCAGGGCUCUUGCGGCAGCACAUGGCAUCAGGGUGUGCAACCAAAUGUCCAUCGAUGGAGGGAAUGUUUACAUCUGUGCCAUCCAGCAUGGGACCCCCACAUGGCUACUGAGCCCUUGAUAAAUGUCCAGUGCUACUGAAGAACUGAACUUGGACUCCAUUUGCAUUUGAAUGGCCCGUGAGACUCCAGGCAGCAGUACAGGACAGUGUAGGGGUUCACCCUCCAUAUGUAGCCACCUUUGGCUGGUAGGAAGUUCUCUGUCUUCAUCCUCCCAGCCAAGACAGUGGCCUCCGAUUCUCCUCUGCAGGAUGGAGGAUGCGGCGAUGGGAAAGCAUUUUCCUGUGCUGUCCAGGAAAGCAGGCAUUAGCCACAUGUGGCUACUUAAAAUGAAUUAAAAUGUAUUUUAAAAGUUCA
Molecule: messenger RNA, 4597 nt
Organism: Sus scrofa (pig)
Lineage: Eukaryota; Metazoa; Chordata; Mammalia; Artiodactyla; Suidae
Gene: S1PR4
Product: sphingosine-1-phosphate receptor 4
Biological process (GO): G protein-coupled receptor signaling pathway
Cellular component (GO): membrane
Molecular function (GO): sphingosine-1-phosphate receptor activity
Source: RefSeq, a predicted model, not a curated record